Messenger RNA from Puccinia graminis f. sp. tritici CRL 75-36-700-3, 1572 nucleotides. RefSeq lists its product as uncharacterized. The transcript has a single exon. The record is from RefSeq and is a predicted model, not a curated record. NCBI's taxonomy places the organism in Eukaryota, Fungi, Basidiomycota, Pucciniomycetes, Pucciniales, Pucciniaceae. The coding region runs from base 203 to 712 and encodes 169 amino acids.
UGUUGAGAUAGUCUAUUAGCAUUUCCCUAUGUUGUAUGCUUCUAACCUAUACACCCACAACUUAGCCUAUAUUGUACAUGUAUAUAGCCUAGUUGUGCCCUUGGUGAUUCCACUUCCUUACUGAAUGAUAAUUACAUCUUGACUCAAUGUGCUGGACCAUGUCCAUGACAUCUCGUCAUCUCUCUUAGAUCUUGUGUCACCUAUGUUACCCUCAACAGGUUAUGAGACCCAUGUGCUCCGCCUGUCGCACCUUUAUAUUUUUUUACACAUUCUCUUCCACCGGCAUCACUCACUCUACCGGGAUUGUUGUUCCUAUUUUUCCUUUAAAAACCUCUUUGGACCCCUCGGAGCUCGUCGGAACUCGUCAGGAUCCCUCAGAGCUUGUCGGACCUCUUUGGAUCUCUUCAGGAGUCGUUGGGUGUCUUUGAAUCUCUUCAGGAGUCGUCAGGUGUCUUUGGAUAUUGUUAGAAGUCGUCGGGUCUCUUUGGAUUGUGUCAGGACCCAUUGGAGCUCGUUGAAACCCCUCGGAACCCAUCAGGACUUGUCGCUAUUCUCUCAGGACUCGUUGGUACUCGUGGUUACUCAUCGGAACUCUUUGGAGCUCGUUGGAGCUCAUCAGAACUCAUCCAAGCUCAUCGGAACUCGUCAAAGCUCGCUAGGACUCGGCCUCACUUCACAGUACUCGCCGUCUCUCUACCUCACUCGUCGUUGAUGUACAGGACUCGCCGUCUCUAUAAAGGACUCAUCGUCGCUAGACAGGCCUCAUCAUCGAUCUGAUUGGACUUGCUGCUGCGUUAAUGGACUCGUUCACUGCUCAAACGGACCCGUCCUCUUCUCAAGCUCCUUGAUCAACUGUUUCCAGCCUCGAUCACAUCUCCAGAAACAAGAUCAACCCUCCAAAGCCACAAUUGAUUUUUUUUGCCUUUGCUUCUCAACCAAAGCAGAUGUAACCGCUUGCUAACACUCUGGUUUACUGCAAUUUUUUCUCCCUUUCUUAUCCCCCUCAGGUGACCGAUCUAAUUUUUUGUUGCUGUAAUGAUAGUCUUACACAAAUUUGACUAUCAGAAUAUCAACCUCCGUUCUGGCGAUGGCAACUCCGGUCUAGCCUUAUAGGUAAUUCCUACCCCACGCUUGUCUUUGAGUAUAUUGGCUGUUGUGGCUUUUCCCUGCUCCUUGCAAAGGAUGGAUCUCUACCUUGGUUCAUAAACAUUGUUGCCUUUCUCAGUUUGGUUGUAUUUACUGACAGCUGCUUUCCCUGACCAACCCCUUUGGCCUAACCAAGCCAUUCAACAUCUGGGUAUGUGAAGGUUGGGCAAGUAGGACUUGUUCUGUAUAGAGUUAUCAGCAAGGGGGUGUGUUGAGAUAGUCUAUUAGCAUUUCCCUAUGUUGUAUGCUUCUAACCUAUACACCCACAACUUAGCCUAUAUUGUACAUGUAUAUAGCCUAGUUGUGCCCUUGGUGAUUCCACUUCCUUACUGAAUGAUAAUUACAUCUUGACUCAAUGUGCUGGACCAUGUCCAUGACAUCUCGUCAUCUCUCUUAGAUCUUGUGUCACCUAUGUUACCCUCAACA